This is a messenger RNA of Leptopilina heterotoma, 2147 nucleotides long. RefSeq names its product 4-galactosyl-N-acetylglucosaminide 3-alpha-L-fucosyltransferase FUT5-like. The coding region runs from base 760 to 2034 and encodes 424 amino acids. The transcript is spliced from 3 exons. Gene Ontology annotation, cellular component: membrane. NCBI's taxonomy places the organism in Eukaryota, Metazoa, Arthropoda, Insecta, Hymenoptera, Figitidae. Gene Ontology annotation, molecular function: alpha-(1->3)-fucosyltransferase activity. The record is from RefSeq and is a predicted model, not a curated record.
ACAAUUUUUCAAAAUUCGUUAGGUUAUGUUUGAAAUUUUUACAUUAAAAAUACAGAAAAGGGAUCAACUCUCAAUAAAAAUCACUGCUACUGAAGUCUUCAUUGCAUCUAAAAUAAUUAAUAAAAACUGAUUUCGAUUUUAAAUUAGACAUAGGAACUUUUAAUUAAGAUAAAAAUAAUACAAACAUAACCUUAAAAUCAUUAGCUUCUUAGGUUCUUCAAUCAAAUUUCAAAUGUUUUGUGCAAAAAAAUAUUAUUUAAAUAUGUAUUUUUCUAUAGCUUUUAUUGUUUAAUAAAUUGUAAUUUCUGAAGAGGACAGCCAUGCUGCCGAAAUGUCAAAAAAACAACUUUUGUUUUAUUAUUUCCAUUUUGACUCGCAGUGAUCGUUAAACUCAAAAUUUUAUUUAUAAUUAAGAUUACCGAGAAUUUUUUGAAAUUCAAGGGUACUUUUUGGCUUCUCUCCUUUAUUUUUGUAAAUAAAUAAAUUAAUUAAAAAAAAAUAACUAAAAAUUCACAGAUAUUGCUUGAAAGAUAUAGAGUUUGAAAAAGUCUGGUAAAAAGUGUGUUUUAUCGUUAAGCCAAGUAAGCACGUCUUUUACCUUCAAUAUGACGUUUAUCUGAGAGAAUUAAAGAUAAUUUUAAUAUUUUUUUAAUAAUACGCUUCACGAUAAAGUGAAAAACUAUUAAAAUUAUCUAGGAACUAAAGGUUGUUUUAACUUAUUUCCAUCUAGAAGAGUCAAUGAAACUAAAUGUCAACUAAAUGAAAAUGACUGUAAGACGUGCUAAAUUUUUAAAAAUCGUUUUUGUAUCUUGUAUAGUUACUUUUUUUAUUGUAAAUUAUUUUAAUUUAAUUAUAAGAAACAUUAGUCAAACUUUGCCGAUUAAUGAAGAUUUUUAUAAUAAAGAAUUAUCAAAAAGUAAUUUGGAAAUAAAAUGGACUUUCACAGAAAAAGAGAUUGAAGAAAUGUCUGGAUUAGGUAAAUGGCUAAUUUCGUCUGAAAUAAAUCCACCCUCAAUUAAAAAUGUAAAAACUACACCUUAUAUGAUUUUAAUAUGGAAAUUUGGACCAUUCUUAGAAAACCGACACAUUAAACGAUUUACAUCAAAAAAAUAUUCACCAUGGGAAAAUUGUUCCGUUAAAUGUACAUUGACAUACAAUUCAAAUGAUUUGGAAAAAGCUGAUGCUGUGAUAUUUCAUAUAUAUCAAACUAAAAAUUCUAAAGAAUUACCAAUUAGAAACAAUUACAAUCAAAGAUGGAUUUUCCUAACUGAUGAAGCGCCAGGGCACACAUUUGUUCAUCGACCACAAAAUCUAUCAUCCUAUAAUAAUUUUUUUAAUUGGACAAUGACUUAUCGUAUGGACAGUGACAUUCCAGUACCAUAUGGAAGAACAGUAAAAUUAUCAUCGCCAUUUAAUGAAUCAUUAUUUAUAAAUGAGAAAUUGAAGAAAAAAGAGAAACUCGUCGCAGUUAUGAUCAGUGAUUGUUAUAAUAGUAAACAUCGAAUCGAUUACAUUAAAAAAUUAAAAGAAAUACUUGGCAGCAAUUUAGAUAUUAUUGGUAAAUGUUUAAAUGGCAAUAAAACUGUAUGUCCCGGUAAUUAUAAAAAUGAUUGUGAAAAAUUAGAAAAUUAUAAAUUUUAUUUGUCCUUUGAAAAUUCACAUUGUCGACAAUAUUUCACUGAGAAAUUAUUUUGGAAUGCUUAUGAAAAAUUUGCAAUACCAGUAAUUAUGGGACCAACAUAUUAUGAUAGUAAACAAUUAUUACCGCCAAAUUCAUUUUUACAUGUUGAUAAAUUUUCUGGUCCAUUAUCACUGGCUAAUUAUUUAAAACAGUUGAAUACUAGUAAUAAUUAUAUUCAAUAUCACAAAUGGCGAAAGAAUUACAAAGUUCUUAAUGAACAUGGUUAUUUUGGAAGUUCUUCAAUACAUUAUUGUCGAGCUUGUCAGGCACUUCAUUAUAAUUCAAUAAAUAAAAAAGUUUACGAUAAUUUAGAAAACUUUUGGAAUAAGUCAAAAGAUUGUAUUAUUUACUGACAGAAAAAAUAGUAAAAUUUUAUUAAAAAUUAUUCCAAACAUUUUUCUUUAAAGAUAAAUUCAAAAUUUUCUAAUAAAUCUAAAAUUAAUAUUAUAUGUAAAUAAAAUGUUAC